Eurytemora carolleeae is the source of this 2777-nucleotide messenger RNA. RefSeq names its product unconventional myosin-XVIIIa. The coding region runs from base 384 to 2579 and encodes 731 amino acids. NCBI's taxonomy places the organism in Eukaryota, Metazoa, Arthropoda, Copepoda, Calanoida, Temoridae. Gene Ontology annotation, cellular component: myosin complex; cytoplasm; vesicle. Gene Ontology annotation, biological process: vesicle transport along actin filament; actin filament organization. The record is from RefSeq and is a predicted model, not a curated record. The transcript has 20 exons. Gene Ontology annotation, molecular function: microfilament motor activity; actin filament binding; ATP binding.
UACUUCCUUCGGAGAAACCGAACACAGAGCUAGAGGAUUCGAUUAUACAUUUAGCACGCGAGGGAGAGAAAAAUGAUGAUAUUUUGCUAAAAACAGUUCCAACAAGAAAACAAGACAAACUUGUUAAUAAAACCAGAGAGAACCCGAGCAGUAAAACAGAUAGAGAGGAUCUGGUUAGGGUGGAGCUGGAGGAAACAGGAGAAAUUCUAGAUGUGGAAAAGAAAUUCCUUGAUCAGGCCUGGGACUCAGAAGAUGAAAAUGUGUCUGAUCUUUCAAAUCUGAAGGUUGUAUCCGAGAGUCAGGUUCUGGCGAGCCUAUCCGCCAGGUUCUCUAAGGGUGAAUAUCAGACCAAACUUGGAUCAUCUCUAGUCUCCAUAAACCCCAUGAGGCGAACUGACAGUGGGUGUGGUAGAACGGCACGAAGGAAACAUUCUGGUGGUGGGACGGGUUCUUCUCCGCUAGAAGAUCAGGUUGAACAGCUGUACAGGAGAUCCAUCCUAUCCUGUAAAACUCAGUCCCUGGUAAUGUUGGGUAGAUCAGGUUCAGGGAAAUCCUGUAACUUUAAACAGUCCCUCGGAUACCUCCUGGAGACUACACAGAAACCUGAACAGUCAAGGUUUACAAUUGAGAAGAUGCAUGCUGUAGAUUGUCUCCUGGAGAGCUUUUGUUCGACCAGAACUAGUCUUAACACUCACGCCUCCAGGUUGGUUCUCAUCACUGAGUUGGAGUUUAACCUGGACGGAGGGUUGGAAGGAGGAGGACUAGAGAUUGCUCUACCAGAUACAAGUAGAUUACUUAGAACAGGACGAAUGGCAGGAGAACCUACAUUUCCGAUCCUUUAUCAGAUUCAAGCAGCUCUAGGCAAAUCCAACCUUUUUCUCCCUCCCCGGACACUAAACAAGAACGCAUUUUUUACUCCGCUCCAGGAUGAAAUGGAGAUUUUAACGGCUCUUGAGGAUUGGGGACGGGUUGGAGAAGCAAUGGACCAGUUGAAGUUUAGUAGUGAAGAGCAGGAUUCAUUCUGGAUUAUUCUUGCAGCUAUAACAAACCUGGGAUAUGUGGCAAAGUGUUUAGAAUCAGGAGAAUCAGUAGAUCCGUCCAGUUUAGAGAAAAUCUCCAACCUACUUGGUGUUAAACCAGAAGAUUUAAGAUUAGUAUUCUCCAGAGCAAAUACGCCCCGAACAAUCAGUCCUGCAUCUUCUAUGACCCUGAGCUCAUCUUCUUCAAGAAAUCCGUCCCCGUCUCCAUCAUCUUCGUCUUUAGGAUUAAGAGCUGCUUGUUCUGUUCUACCCGACUGUAGUACCCUAGCUGUGGAUAAUGUAAGACGCCUGGCUGUAAACCUUUACUCCGACCUUCUCUCCCGCCUUGUCACGUAUAUAAAUAGAAGUUUGAAGCCUAGCUCAAGACAACCCUGUAAUAUAUUUCUCUUUGAUUCUCCGGGCUUUCAGAACCCGUCAACAUCAGGAGAUAAACCAAGUGCUGGGUUUGUUGAUCUCUGUUAUAACUACCUCCAGGAGAAGGUUCAGAAUAUGUUUAACACGGAGAAGAUUGAAACUAUUACAAAGACAAAGGGAGCAGGAAAGAUGCUCUUCAGUAACAGAGGCAAUCCUGAGCAAAUAUUAAACCUGCUAGAGAGACAAGAACAGGAAAUUCGAAGUAAAAGUACCAGUACACUUGGGAGAAGAGGGAGCAAACGGGUUCGGUUUCAGAACUCAGCUCCGGGUUUGUUUACACUCUUACACAGAGCUGGAAACUGUCCCUGGUCUGACGAUGAGGUUUUUCUCCACAGGCUCUCGGGACACUGGGGACAUCUUUGUAAAGGAAACCUGUUGGAGAGGGUUGGGGAAGAUCAAUUUAUUCUUCGACACUCCCUUGGUACUAAUCCAGUCAAAUAUUCUGUUCGGGGUUGGAGACAUGUAUCAUACUCCAUGGGACGUACAAACCUAGCUCUGGAGCUGCUGAGAAAAUCAACUCGUAAGGAAUUGUGUGUGGAUAAUCCAGCUCUUCUCUAUCCUGGAGCAGGGUUUGGUCAGACUCCUCUUAGCUUUUCUGAAGUUAGAGCAAGAAUGUCUUGUCUCCAGAUCCAGGUUCAAGUUGAUGCAAUGAUCCAACUCCUUGCUAAAACUGAAAUCAGUUUUGUAUUCUGUUUUCUUCCACACAACCUGGCUGGGUUAUGUGAACUAUUUAAAAGAAGUCCGGGCAGACACUCAAAUCAAAAGCUUUUACGGGACCAGAUUCGAGGUUUCCAGAUCCUUGAUUAUCUAAAUGCUCUCCAGUCUCAAGGACACAGUCCUCCUGCCUUUACACUCCUACCGGAGCAGGUUGAGAGUUGUAUCUACAGGGUUGAGGAGAUGAACACUAGACCAGGGUUGGCUGGGGAACUCUGGCAGUGUAUUCAGCUUGCUGUCUUCAAUGCUGUAACUAACUUGGAUUCUAUUGAAAGAGCAAUAUCAUCUAUCACAAGAACUGUUAGUCUUCCAUCCCAUCCUCUUACACAGGUUGUGGAUGAGACAGGACUACUCCUGCUUCAGAACGGAAAACUUAAUCUAAAUCUCCAGAGUCUACUAGAUUAUACUUAGUCAAAACUAGAUAGAACAAUGUUUACAAGAAAUAGUGUUUUUUGUUUCGAACGGUGCUAAAAUGCAAUCAAAAUAUACUAGAUGGAAAAAGAUUGGUCAGAUUUUGAGAGAAAAUUCAAUAAAAAAGUAUAUAUUCUCAUUACAUCUAGAAUACUAAUUUUUGUUAACUGUUAUAAUAAAUAUAUAUAUAUUACGAAA